This is a messenger RNA of Xenopus laevis (African clawed frog), 2095 nucleotides long. RefSeq names its product keratocan L homeolog (gene kera.L). The transcript has 3 exons. The coding region runs from base 115 to 1167 and encodes 350 amino acids. Lineage: Eukaryota; Metazoa; Chordata; Amphibia; Anura; Pipidae. The record is from RefSeq and is a predicted model, not a curated record.
AUAUAUAUCAGAGAGGCAGCUUUCAUUGUGUUAGGCAUUCUGCUUCAGUCAAACUCUAGUCUGACCAGUGACCAACACAAAAGAGCAGAAGAUCCAGUAAACCAGAGGUCCCCAAUGGAUGCACAGUAUAGCAGACCUCUGUUUCUCCUAGUGAUCAUUUUUUCCUUUACUCACUCUGUGACGCAAGCCUAUGAUUACACGGACCUUGGAGCCUACCCCUUACUUUCCAUUCAGUGUCCCAAAGAAUGUGUUUGUCCAAUUAGUUUUCCACAUGCUAUAUAUUGUGACAACAAAGGCCUAAAAGAAGUACCACACAUCCCAGCAAGAACUUGGUAUUUAUAUUUGCAUAACAACUUGAUCGAAUCCCUGAAAGAAGAAUCCUUUGCAAAUGCUACUGAACUAAAGUGGAUUAACUUAAGUAGGAACAAGUUAAGCAACAAAAACAUCAGUAAAAAUUUGCUGAAAAGUUUAAAAAGCCUGCUCUAUUUAUAUUUAGAUGACAAUGAACUAGAAGAAGUACCAGCACCACUGCCAGAAAGUAUAGAACAAAUUCGAUUGGCAAGGAAUAAAAUCUCAAAGGUUCCAGAAGGUGUCUUCAGUAAAUUAGGGAACUUGACUUUAUUAGACUUACAUCACAAUAAGCUCACAGAUAGUUCCUUUCAAGCAGAUGUCUUUAAUGGCCUAAAGAGUCUUAUGCAACUCAACUUGGCUAAGAACACCCUCAAGAAAAUGCCACCAGGUCUUCCUCUUAACACAGUUCAACUGUAUUUAGAUAAUAAUAAUAUUGAAGAAAUUCCAAAGAACUACUUUAAUGGAAUACCAAGAAUAACUUUUAUUCAGUUAAACUACAACAAGUUAUCAGAUACAGGUGUACCAGCCAAUGUAUUUAACAUGUCAUCUAUAUUAGAUUUGCAAUUGUCUUACAAUGAGUUGACAUCUGUGCCCAUUGUCAAUGGCCAUUUGGAGCGUCUUCACCUCGAUCACAACAAGAUAAAAAAUAUAAGUGGAAAUAUUUUGUGUCCUGAAGCUGUGAAAGAAGAAUUUGACCCACACUUUCCUCAGGGACCCCGUCUUCGUUACCUGCGCCUGGAUGGGAAUGAUAUUCAGCCACCUAUCCCACUAGAUCUAAUUAUGUGUUUUAGGCUUCUUCAAACCGUUGUCAUUUAGAAGUCUCCGGUGACGCAAGUUUUGCUGGAAUGAAACUUGCAAACACUUACUAGAUUAUCAUUAUGACUUUUAUCUUUUAACAAGGGAAUUUAAGCUGUUGUUUUUAUAGUUACGUAUGUGGUUUUAUAGUUACAUCUGAAGUUGAAGUGGAAGGCAGGGUGCAAAGUGCAAAUUUGGGCACAAUCAGACUUUUUUCCACCUUGUACCCUGCCUCCCACUUUAACUUCAGAUGUAACUAUAAAACCACAUUAUAUUGUCUGCAUUGGGCAGUGCUGUAUUUAUGAGGGGUAAGAGGGGGGGCGGGCAUGUCAUUCAGACACACAAGUUAUGGAAUGGCAGCAGAUGAAGGCCGCAUUGGUGCUUUGUACUUACUGCCUUCACUAUAGCAAUGGGUAAAGACAGGCCAGGCCUGCACCCACCAAUGCUGUGCUCUGCACCAUGUGCUGGAUUUAUUUAUCUCACAUGAAUGACAGAGGGCAGCCAGACCGUGGCCAAGAGUGCUCCCCUUACUGCCCUUGCACUUCUGGUCAGGGUCUUCAUAAUCCAUGGUGCAACAUGUUACUUUUUACCAUGUAUUGCUGAAUACCCAGCAUCUUUUGUAUGUGUGUCCUUAUAAAGACCAAUGCAAUUUCUUUUUGUAUCCACAGAUUUGCAUUGCAUCAUUUUUAAAUCUAGAAGUAAAUCCAUAUGGGAAACAUUUGCAUUGUAUAGAUAUUUGUAUUUUAAAAGUGUACAUGAAAGCAUGCACAACCUGCAGGGACUAUGUGUUAUGAGCCGGGGAAACAAGGUUAUAGCACAUUACAUUAAUUAAAUUAACCACUGACUAAUGCUCAUGUAACCAUUUAAUAUCUGUUUUAUAUAGUAUCGUAUGUACAGAUGUCAAUUUUUGAACUGAAAAUAAAUAAAUAAAAUGUGGUUUAAACAUAAU